Messenger RNA from Drosophila pseudoobscura, 1546 nucleotides. It is a transcript of the gene Cralbp, whose product is annotated as Cellular retinaldehyde binding protein. The coding region runs from base 322 to 1314 and encodes 330 amino acids. Gene Ontology annotation, molecular function: phosphatidylinositol bisphosphate binding. The transcript has 2 exons. NCBI's taxonomy places the organism in Eukaryota, Metazoa, Arthropoda, Insecta, Diptera, Drosophilidae. Gene Ontology annotation, cellular component: membrane. The record is from RefSeq and is a predicted model, not a curated record.
UGCUUGCUUGUCCGAAGCCUCCUCCAGUAAACGUCAUUCGUUUUUUGGAGCUCGCGUUGUUCGGACGUUGGAUUUUUUUUUGGCGCGUUGACUCAGAAAGUUUAUCAGGGGAACAUUAAUAAACUGGCCAAACUAUAGCCAUAAUUAUCUGACAUCUGACAAGGAUCUUUAAACGGGCGUUUGGCAUUGCGCAUACGCAGCGUAUUACGGGAACGAAUUCUAGACUAAAGGAUUCAACAAGUGUCUGUCGCAAUCCAUGUUCAGAGCCUGACCGCAUCAACAUCCGUAGACACACUCAGUCGCAUCUGCAGUCGGAACGAGAUGAAGGAAACCAAAAUGGUGCAGGACCAAGGAGAGACCAAUGUGAUGGGGCUGCCCGAGUCGCUGCUGAAGAUCGCCAAGCGGGAGCUGCGCGAGGACCGUUGCACGCGGGAACAGAGCCUGGAGCAGCUCAGGAAUUGGGUGAUGAAGAACGAGGAUCUGCAGAAUGUGCGCUGCGAUGACACGUUCCUGCUGCGCUUCCUGCGGGCCAAGAAGUUUAGUGUGCCGAUGGCGGAGCAGACAAUGCUCAAGUACCUCAAUAUCAGACGCACUUUCCCGCACAUGAGCACCCAUCUGGACUACCUGGAGCCGCGUCUCGGGGAUCUCAUCGAUCAGGGGUACAUAUUCGCUGUGCCGCAGCGGGACAAGCACGGCCGGCGGGUGGUGAUCAUCAAUGCCAAAGGACUGAAUCCAAAGGUGCACACCAGCUGCGACCAGGCGAAGGCCCACUUCCUGACCUACGAGUGCCUGAUGGAGGACCAGGAGACACAGAUCACGGGCCUGUCGCAUGUGGGCGACUUCUCCGGCGUCUCCACGGCUCAUGUGACCAACUGGAAUCCCACGGAGUUUGCUCGCAUCUUCAAGUGGGGCGAGCAGUCGCUGCCGAUGCGUCACAAGGAGAUCCACCUGAUCAACGUGCCCUCCACGCUCAAGUGGCUCAUAGAUUUCGUGAAGAACCGCGUCAGCUCCAAGAUGAAAAACCGCCUCAUCAUCUACGGCAGCGAGAAAGAGCUGAUGAAGGCAGUGGACGCCGGCUGCCUGCCCCUGGAGAUGGGCGGCACAAUGCCCAUGCGCGAAAUGAUCGAGCUGUGGAAGCAGGAGCUGGCCGCCAAGCGGGACCAAGUGCUGGGCCUGGACAAGUGCAUCCUGCUCUCCGACCGCGGCAUCCAGCGCCGCAGCAGCUUCAACUCCGAGAAGACCGGCUCCGGGCCGAACUUCGUGUCACAGAUCGAGUCCAUCGAGGGGAGCUUUCGGAAGCUGGAGUUCGACUAGUUCAUAGGUCCACCUCGGGCAGCGCCCAGCUCUAGUUUUAGGUUUUAGUCUUAGGCAUCAUCCGUUCACGCAGCGCAUUGCUUUGCCGGUCCUUCGGGAUGUUUUCUCUGCACGGGAUAUAUCCUGAAGGGCCCCCGCUUCGCUUUUCGGUGGCACCCCGCUUUACUCAUCCUGCGCUUCUUUUGUAUACUUUUUUUGUUGGCGUACAAUAAACGAGAGGAAUCACUUGGAA